This is a messenger RNA of Cololabis saira (Pacific saury), 827 nucleotides long. RefSeq names its product heat shock protein 30-like. The record is from RefSeq and is a predicted model, not a curated record. Gene Ontology annotation, biological process: protein refolding; response to heat. Bases 67 to 657 code for a protein of 196 amino acids. The transcript has a single exon. Gene Ontology annotation, molecular function: protein folding chaperone. Lineage: Eukaryota; Metazoa; Chordata; Actinopteri; Beloniformes; Belonidae.
AGACAACAAACACCUGAACAGAGUUUCUCCCUGAAACCAGAAGACUCAACAGCAACAUUUCUGAAGAUGCUGUGCUCUCAUGGAUUCCAGUCUGCUCUCAGUCCUUUCAUGGACUUCCACUGGCCUGUACGCAGUCUGUGGCCAGAGGUCAGACCUCUGAUCUACCAGCAGGACCUCCAGCAGAGAAACCUACAGGAGCUGAUGGACAAACUCCAACACAGGAUCCUGGAGGAGACGGAGCCUUUCCAGAGCAGCGUGUCCCUGCAACCAGUCUCCUACCAGCUGCAGAAAGAGGGAGAGUCCUUUGGCCUGACGCUGGACACUCCAGGCUUCUCUCCAGAGGAGCUGUCUGUCAGACAGGUGGGCAGGAAGCUGACAGUCAGUGGGAAGUCCGAGAAGAACCAGGAGGACGGGAAAGACUCCUACUCUUACAGACUCCAGGAGUUCAGACAGGAGUUUGAUCUGCCUGAAGGAGUGAACCCUGAAAGCGUCACCUGCUACCUGUCUCCAGACGGAAAAGUCCACAUCCAGGAAAGCAAAGCUCCAAGUGUUGAGGAGGCUGAGAGAGAGCUGACUAUCAAGAGGAGCUCAGAGGAGGAAACCCAGCAGAGUGUGUGUUCACAGACAGAAGACAGCAGUGCAGAGAUACACAACUGAUCCCAGAACUAACCUGCAGACAUGGACUUGAUGUCUUAGUCAGGAAUGUUUUAUUUUGAUAACUGAUGACUGUGUGCAACUUUUGUAUGUUUAUAUUCUUUUUACUAAAAUAAAAGCUGCUUGUUCUAAUCCUACCUUUACGUGGAAAAUAUUUAUGAUAUGGGUGUCAU